Molecule: messenger RNA, 4866 nt
Organism: Callorhinus ursinus (northern fur seal)
Lineage: Eukaryota; Metazoa; Chordata; Mammalia; Carnivora; Otariidae
Gene: CPS1
Product: carbamoyl-phosphate synthase 1
Biological process (GO): L-glutamine metabolic process; 'de novo' pyrimidine nucleobase biosynthetic process
Cellular component (GO): cytoplasm
Molecular function (GO): carbamoyl-phosphate synthase (glutamine-hydrolyzing) activity; ATP binding; metal ion binding
Source: RefSeq, a predicted model, not a curated record
UGGAAAUUCAAAGAUUGCUGUGCAGUCAGCCUUAAACACUGGACUGCACACCCCCAUCUUUCUUUCACAUUAAUUUAAAAAAUCUUAAAAUUCUCAUAAAUAUAUAUAAUUUUAUUUAAUUUUAGUCACAAAUCAACAUCUUCAAAAUGACGAGGAUUUUGACAGCUUGCAAAGUGGUGAAGACCCUGAGGACUGGUUUUGGCUUUACCAACGUGAUUGCACACCAUCAAUGGAAAUUUUCAAGACCUGGCACCAGGCUCCUUUCUGUCAAGGCACAGACAGCACACAUUGUCCUGGAAGAUGGAACUAAAGUGAAAGGUUACUCCUUUGGCCAUCCAUCCUCUGUCGCUGGUGAAGUGGUUUUUAACACUGGCCUGGGAGGGUACCCGGAAGCUCUUACUGACCCUGCCUACAAGGGACAGAUUCUCACCAUGGCCAAUCCCAUUAUUGGGAACGGUGGAGCCCCUGACACCGCUGCACUGGAUAAGCUGGGACUUAGCAAAUAUUUGGAGUCUGAUGGAAUUAAGGUUGCAGGUUUGCUGGUGCUGAAUUAUAGCAAUGACUAUCACCACUGGCUGGCUACCAAGAGUCUUGGGCAGUGGCUACAGGAAGAAAAGGUCCCUGCAAUUUAUGGAGUGGAUACAAGAAUGCUGACCAAAAUAAUUCGGGAUAAGGGUACCAUGCUUGGGAAGAUUGAAUUUGAAGGUCAGUCUGUGGAUUUCGUGGAUCCAAAUAAGCAGAAUUUGAUUGCUGAGGUUUCAACCAAGGAUGUCAAGGUGUAUGGCAAAGGAAACCCCACGAAAGUGGUAGCCGUAGACUGCGGGAUUAAAAACAAUGUAAUUCGCCUACUGGUAAAGCGAGGAGCUGAAGUGCAUUUAGUUCCCUGGAAUCAUGAUUUCACCAAGAUGGAGUAUGAUGGGCUUUUAAUUGCUGGAGGACCCGGGAACCCAGCUCUUGCACAACCACUAAUCCAGAAUGUCAAAAAGGUUUUGGAGAGUGAUCGCAAGGAGCCAUUGUUUGGAAUCAGUACAGGAAAUUUAAUAACAGGGCUGGCUGCUGGUGCCAAAACCUACAAGAUGUCCAUGCCCAAUAGAGGGCAGAAUCAGCCUGUUUUGAAUAUCACAAACAGACAGGCUUUCAUUACUGCUCAGAAUCAUGGCUAUGCCCUGGACAACACCCUUCCUGCUGGCUGGAAACCACUUUUUGUGAAUGUCAACGAUCAAACCAACGAGGGGAUUAUGCAUGAGAGCAAACCCUUCUUCGGCGUACAGUUCCACCCAGAGGUCAACCCGGGCCCCACAGACACUGAGUACCUAUUUGAUUCUUUUUUCUCACUGAUAAAGAAAGGGAAAGGUACCACGAUUACAUCAGUUCUGCCAAAACCAGCACUAGUUGCAAGUCGAGUUGAGGUUUCCAAAGUCCUUAUCCUAGGAUCGGGAGGUCUGUCCAUUGGUCAGGCAGGUGAAUUUGAUUAUUCAGGAUCACAAGCUGUAAAAGCCAUGAAGGAAGAAAAUGUCAAAACUGUCCUGAUGAACCCAAAUAUUGCAUCAGUGCAAACCAACGAGGUGGGCUUAAAGCAAGCAGAUACUGUCUACUUUCUCCCCAUCACCCCUCAGUUUGUCACUGAGGUCAUCAAGGCGGAACGGCCAGAUGGGUUAAUUCUAGGCAUGGGUGGCCAGACAGCUCUGAACUGUGGAGUGGAACUAUUCAAGAGAGGUAUACUCAAGGAGUAUGGUGUGAAAGUCCUAGGGACCUCAGUUGAAUCCAUUAUGGCCACAGAAGAUAGGCAGCUAUUCUCAGACAAACUGAAUGAAAUUAAUGAAAAGAUUGCUCCAAGCUUUGCAGUGGAAUCGAUCGAGGAUGCUCUGAAAGCUGCAGACACCAUUGGCUACCCAGUGAUGAUCCGUUCUGCCUAUGCCCUGGGUGGGUUAGGCUCAGGCAUCUGUCCCACUAAGGAGAUCUUACUGGACCUCAGCACAAAAGCCUUUGCUAUGACCAACCAGAUUCUGGUGGAGAGGUCAGUGACAGGUUGGAAGGAAAUAGAAUAUGAAGUGGUCCGAGACGCUGAUGACAAUUGUGUCACUGUCUGUAACAUGGAAAAUGUCGAUGCCAUGGGUGUUCAUACAGGUGAUUCAGUUGUUGUGGCCCCUGCCCAGACUCUCUCCAAUGAGGAGUUUCAGAUGUUGAGACGUACUUCAAUCAAUGUUGUUCGCCACCUGGGCAUUGUGGGUGAAUGCAACAUUCAAUUUGCCCUUCAUCCUACCUCAAUGGAAUACUGCAUCAUUGAAGUGAAUGCCAGAUUGUCCCGAAGUUCCGCCCUGGCCUCAAAGGCCACUGGCUACCCACUGGCAUUCAUUGCUGCAAAGAUUGCCCUAGGAAUCCCACUUCCAGAAAUCAAGAACGUUGUAUCGGGGAAAACAUCAGCCUGCUUUGAACCUAGCCUGGAUUACAUGGUUACCAAGAUUCCUCGCUGGGAUCUUGAUCGUUUUCAUGGAACGUCUAGCCGAAUCGGUAGCUCUAUGAAAAGUGUGGGAGAGGUCAUGGCUAUUGGUCGCACCUUUGAGGAGAGUUUCCAGAAAGCCUUACGAAUGUGCCACCCAUCUAUAGAUGGUUUCACUUCCCGUCUCCCUAUGAACAAAGAAUGGCCAUCCAACAUAGAUCUCAGAAGAGAGCUGGCUGAGCCAUCCAGCACCCGUAUCUAUGCCAUUGCCAAGGCCUUGGAAGACAACAUGUCCCUUGAUGAGAUUAUGAAGCUCACAUCCAUUGACAAGUGGUUUUUGUAUAAGAUGCGUGACAUUUUAAACAUGGAAAAGACCCUGAAAGGGCUCAACAGCGAGUCCAUUACAGAAGAAACCCUGAAAAAGUCAAAGGAGAUUGGGUUCUCAGACAAGCAGAUUUCAAAAUGCCUUGGGCUGACUGAGGCCCAGACAAGGGAGCUGAGGCUUAAGAAAAACAUCCAUCCUUGGGUGAAACAGAUCGAUACACUGGCUGCAGAAUACCCAUCAGUAACAAACUACCUCUAUGUUACCUACAAUGGGCAGGAGCAUGAUAUCAAUUUUGAUGACCAUGGAAUGAUGGUGUUGGGCUGUGGUCCAUAUCACAUUGGCAGCAGUGUGGAAUUUGAUUGGUGUGCUGUCUCCAGCAUCCGCACACUGCGUCAGCUUGGCAAGAAGACAGUGGUGGUGAAUUGCAACCCUGAGACCGUGAGCACAGACUUUGAUGAGUGUGACAAACUGUACUUUGAAGAGUUGUCUUUGGAGAGAAUCCUAGACAUCUACCAUCAGGAGGCAUGUGGGGGCUGCAUCAUCUCAGUUGGGGGUCAGAUUCCAAACAACCUGGCAGUCCCUCUGUACAAGAAUGGUGUCAAGAUCAUGGGCACGAGCCCUCUGCAGAUCGACAGGGCCGAGGAUCGCUCCAUCUUCUCAGCUGUCUUGGAUGAGCUGAAGGUGGCUCAGGCACCCUGGAAGGCCGUUAACACUUUGAAUGAAGCACUGGAAUUUGCAAAGUCUGUGGGCUACCCCUGCUUGUUGAGACCUUCCUAUGUUUUGAGUGGAUCGGCCAUGAAUGUGGUAUUCUCUGAGGAUGAGAUGAAAAAAUUCCUAGAGGAGGCCACUAGAGUGUCUCAGGAACACCCAGUGGUGCUGACAAAAUUUAUUGAGGGGGCCCGGGAAGUGGAAAUGGAUGCUGUUGGCAAAGAUGGAAGAGUUAUCUCCCACGCUAUGUCUGAACAUGUGGAAGAUGCAGGUGUCCACUCAGGAGAUGCUACUCUGAUGCUGCCCACACAAACCAUCAGCCAAGGAGCCAUUGAAAAGGUGAAGGAUGCUACCCGAAAGAUUGCAAAGGCUUUUGCCAUCUCUGGCCCAUUCAACGUCCAGUUUCUUGUCAAAGGAAACGAUGUCUUGGUGAUUGAGUGUAACCUGAGAGCUUCUCGAUCCUUCCCCUUUGUUUCUAAGACACUGGGGGUAGACUUCAUUGAUGUGGCCACCAAGGUGAUGAUUGGAGAGAGCAUUGAUGAGAAACCUCUUCCCACAUUGGACCAUCCCAUAAUUCCUGCUGACUAUGUUGCAAUUAAGGCUCCAAUGUUUUCCUGGCCCCGGUUGAGGGAUGCUGACCCCAUUCUGCGUUGUGAGAUGGCUUCCACUGGAGAGGUGGCUUGCUUUGGUGAAGGUAUUCACACAGCUUUCCUAAAGGCAAUGCUUUCCACAGGGUUUAAGAUACCCCAGAAAGGCAUCCUGAUUGGAAUUCAGCAAUCAUUCCGUCCCAGAUUCCUUGGUGUGGCUGAACAAUUACACAAUGAAGGCUUCAAGCUCUUUGCCACGGAAGCCACGUCAGACUGGCUCAAUGCCAACAAUGUCCCUGCCACCCCAGUGGCAUGGCCCUCUCAGGAAGGACAGAAUCCCAGCCUCUCUUCCAUCAGAAAAUUGAUUAGAGAUGGCAGCAUUGACCUGGUGAUUAACCUCCCCAAUAACAACACUAAGUUUGUCCAUGAUAAUUAUGUGAUUCGGAGGACAGCUGUUGACAGUGGAAUUGCUCUCCUCACUAAUUUCCAGGUGACCAAACUUUUUGCUGAAGCUGUGCAGAAAUCCCGCAAUGUGGACUCCAAGAGUCUUUUCCACUACAGGCAGUUCAGUGCUGGGAAAAUGGCGUAGAGCAUAAACACCCAGCUCCAGCUGAAAUCAACCCAAGCCCCACUGGAUCUAAAGGAACUGACUCUCCAACCAUCUUCCAUAGAGACAAAUACUGAUACCAAACUAUUUCAGUUUACUUGGUUAUGCCUUAAUGUUCUUUUCUUUCACAAAUUGUUGUCCGUCACUUUUUACAAACCUUGCUUAAACUCCUUCCUAAAUAACUUGUUCUACAUGAGAA